This is a messenger RNA of Salvia hispanica, 687 nucleotides long. NCBI's taxonomy places the organism in Eukaryota, Viridiplantae, Streptophyta, Magnoliopsida, Lamiales, Lamiaceae. The record is from RefSeq and is a predicted model, not a curated record.
AUGCCCACGACUUCCGCGCCAUCAUCACCUACAAUUGCCAAAGCAGCCGCGUUCAGCUCUGCUUCCCCAGCCACAACAGCAGCACCUGGCUCCCCGUGUGAUAUCGCCUACUCCACCCGCCAGAAACGCCUCUUCUGCUUAACGCAUACCUCGGUCGAGUGCUGGGACCUCGAAUCUCCCUCCUUUCUGUGGGAGCAUCCCUUGUAUUCCGAGGGUGACGACACCUUCUUCGGAAGAUUAUCUGAUCACCACGGCUAUCUGGUGAUGGACGAGCAUUCCGACCGCCUAUUUCUAGUGGAGCGUGGUAUCCACAGGCGUGUCGGGCCCGACGGAUCCCACAUGAAAUACGCCUUAACUGUUCGUAUGGACUACCCACGCAAAACCUUUAAUUUCAAAGUCUAUGAAAUCGAUGCCAACAAAGGGACACUCACCAAAAUGGAGGCUUCAUUGGAUGGUUUGGCAAUGUUUGUCAGAUACAACAACUCAUUCGCGCUUCCGGCGGCUGACUUCAACUUGACACCCGACUCCAUAUAUUUCGGUGAUCGUUUGACACUAACAGGCGGCCAAGAUAUUGGCAUCUUUAAUUAUGUGGAUACAAAGAUAUCUUCCAUCUAUUAUCCCUCUCAUCCCUCUCAUAUAUGCAGGAGGCUUGCACAAACCUUUUGGUUCACUCCAAAUCCUCAUUAA